Messenger RNA from Chenopodium quinoa (quinoa), 2122 nucleotides. Its product is annotated as pentatricopeptide repeat-containing protein At1g71060, mitochondrial-like. The transcript has a single exon. Gene Ontology annotation, molecular function: protein binding. Bases 122 to 1780 code for a protein of 552 amino acids. NCBI's taxonomy places the organism in Eukaryota, Viridiplantae, Streptophyta, Magnoliopsida, Caryophyllales, Amaranthaceae. The record is from RefSeq and is a predicted model, not a curated record.
CAUAUUUACUCUACAUAAAAAUCAGAACUUUGGUUUCCCUAAAAAUAAAACCAAAUUUGCAGCCUUAUUUUCACGCAAACCCAGUCUUUUCUAGUAAAAUUUUAACAAAUUCGCCAUAAUAAUGGCUUUCUCUCGCAUCUUAUCCCGCCAUUUAGCAACAUUCACAAAGCUCAUUUCUUCAUCACCCCAGUUUUCAAAUCUCACUACUACUCCCCUUAAAAACCCAGUUUUUUCAUCUUUGUUUGCACCCAUUCAUCCAAUUCUUCUGAUAAAUGCAAAUUCAGUGUUAUUUAACAGUUCAAUUCAUGGGUCUUCAACGAAUACCCCAGUUAUACCUAAAGCGAAAGCAGAGGAAGAAAACAAGCCAACACAAUUAACCCCUCAAAUUAUCAUAGAUUCUGAGAAAAUUUGCAAAAAGUUGUUGAAUAUACCAAAAGAUUCUACCAUUGAAUCUACAUUAGAAAAUUGUGGGGUUGAAGAAAUGACACCCAUUUUAGUUUUAGAGGUUUUGAAGAAGCUAAGUAAUGCAGGUGUUCUUGCUUUAGGGUUUUUCAAGUGGGCAGAAAAGCAAAAGGGAUUUAAACAUACAAAUGAUUGUUAUAAUGCUUUGAUUGAUUCAUUGGGUAAAGUUAAACAGUUUAGCAUGAUUUGGAGUUUGGUUGAAUCUAUGAAAAGCAAAGGGAUUUUAACAAAAUAUACAUUUAAUCUAAUUAUUAGAAGAUAUGCUAGGGCAAGAAGGGUUGAGUAUGCUGUUAGUACUUUUGAGAAGAUGGAAAAGUAUGGAAUGACGAUUGAUUCGUCGGAUUUCAAUAAAUUUCUCGAUACAUUGUGUAAAUCUAGACAAGUUAAGGAUGCACACAAAGUGUUCGAUGAAAUGAAAAAGAGAAGGUUUACGCCGGAUAAGAAAUCCUAUUCAAUAUUGUUGGAAGGUUGGGGUCAACAGCAGAAUUUUCUGAAAUUAGAUGAAGUUUAUAGAGAAAUGAAAGAGGAAGGGUUUGAGCUUGAUGUUGUGGCAUAUGGAAUUAUUAUGAACGCGUAUUGCAAAGCGAGGAAAGUGAGUCUAGCAGUGGAGAAGCUUCAAGAGAUGGAAGCAAAGGGUAUUGAGCCUAGUGGGCAUAUCUAUUGUAUUUUGAUCAAUGGGUUAGGGUCGGAUGGGAGACUCGGUGAAGCUUUGAAGAUGUUUGAGAUGUCGAAAGCUAAUGGUGUUGCUCAAGCACCCACUUAUAAUGCUGUGGUUUGCUCAUAUUGUUGGUCAUUGAGAUUUGAUGAAGCAUUUCGAAUGGUUGAUGAAAUGAGGAGAUGUAAGGUUGGGUUAGAUUCUAGAACAUAUGACAUAAUUAUUCAUCACUUAGUGAAGGCUGGAAAACAUGAGGAGGCAUAUUCCGUCUUCCUAAAGAUGAGCAAUGAUCAAGGUUGUGAUCCUACAACAUGCACGUAUGGUAUUAUAAUGAGAAUGUUCUGCAGCAAAGGUGAACUAGAUAAGGCAGUGAAGAUUUGGAAUGAGAUGAAGGCUAAGGGGGUUAUUCCGGCAAUGCAUAUGUUUGCUACAAUGAUUAGCAGCUUCCGGCAAGCAAAUAAACUGGAAGACGCGUGCAAGUAUUUUGAUGAAAUGAUGGAUCUCGGCAUUAGGCCUCCUGCUAUUGUUUACAGCAAACUCAAACAGGCUCUGCUUGAUGAGGGAAAGAAAGAUACUGCUCAAAGUUUGACUCUGAAGUUUAAUGCAUUAAGAUUCGCUCCUAAUCCUAUGAAAAGACAACCUAAACCUAAAUCGGCUAAAUGAUUACAAUCCAAUUCAGAAUUAUGAAGAAUCAGUUCAUCUGCCUCAUAGUUCCGGAUGCAAUCCAAGUCAGCCUUACUCAACUUAAUCAGUGCUCCAUGCUUUUUCAAUUUUCUGGUCUUAAACCUUACUUCUUGGUGACUUACUGUAUCGAUCAAGCUUUUUUGUUUUGUCCUUAAUCUGUGAUGGAAAUAUAUUUAAAAUAGGAUGAUGUAUCCUUCAAUUCUUGUGUCCAUUGUCUGUUGCCUAACCACUGUUUGUAAAGACUGAUUCGGGUUUUGGUAAUUCAUAGGAUUAACUUUAAACUUUCUGGUUACAUGAUCCAUUUAAUGCCUACUAAAACAA